Messenger RNA from Clupea harengus (Atlantic herring), 3432 nucleotides. It is a transcript of the gene syt3, whose product is annotated as synaptotagmin III. Gene Ontology annotation, biological process: calcium-ion regulated exocytosis. Gene Ontology annotation, cellular component: exocytic vesicle; plasma membrane. The record is from RefSeq and is a predicted model, not a curated record. Lineage: Eukaryota; Metazoa; Chordata; Actinopteri; Clupeiformes; Clupeidae. Gene Ontology annotation, molecular function: calcium ion binding; phosphatidylserine binding; SNARE binding.
CUGAUGUGCUCACGGCCGCAGGUUAUGCGCUGUCUAAACUAAUUCAGUCGGAUCACAUGCCAGCCUGAAGGGAAGCGGCGGCAGCAUCAUAAAUGGGAUGAAACUCAGUGCUUCAGAUAACACAUCCUAUUAUCAGCCGAUCUGCGAACAACGGAUCCUUUUUAAUUAAUGUUUUGAAGGGUAGGCAGAUUGACUAAAGUAUUGUUUUGAACGGAGCGCGCCAUCUCUCCGGGUGUGAAAAUGUUCACACGAAUGGUCUCUCGCGUCGCACUUUUUACACGCCGUCUCCCGCCGGCGGUGAGUCUGACCACAGUGGCCGGUCCAGUCCAUCCGUCUGCUCUCCCAUCGGCGUACCCCUCCCCUCCUUACUCUCCGUCCGUGCUCUCUCUCCCCUCUCUGCCCGGUACAUACAUCAGUAUGUCUUUAGCACUGGUAGUGCUAUACACCCCCUGAACGGAGACGGAGCUCGUUUAGUAUUCCGCGCACAAGGCGGCGAGAGAGAGAGAGAGAGAGAGAGAGAGAGAGAGAACGCGCACGAGAGAGAGGGAGGGGAGAAGGAGUGAAAUAAGGAGAAAAAACGAGGGUGAGAAGACAAGAAAAAUACACAGCGAGAGAGGAGAAGAGGAAAGAGGAAGAGGGGAGCGGAGAGAUACCUUAUUGCUCCCUCCCAGUCUAUCCCUCCGUGCCAUCAUCCUCAUCCCAGGCAGCUAUAGCUGGAGUCACCUCGAGAUCCUCCUCAAAUGGAACAACGGCCCUCCGUCAACAGUAAAGUUUGACUCACACGACUGGAAAAACCACAGCGUCUCCCGGAAGGUCCCACAGGAACUACGUGACCCAGAAUUCUACUCUCUAUGCUGAUGCUGUUCUGAGAGGCAGACUUCAUAAUAGGCCACCCCCAGACCAACUCUCAUAUUAGCGUUUGGAGCUUGUGCCAUUGUGGGAGGCCGAAGGAAAUCUAGUACUAACCGUGAACUGGCAGACGGAUAUGCCAGCCAUUCUGCCGUGAUCUGGCUCCCUGGCUCCCUGACGCCAUCAUGACAAGGACUCUGCAGCUGACCUGCCAUAUAUGUUUAAAACCCCUUCCCCAGACACUGAUGACUGUGUUGUAAGGGGUGGGUGUGGCCUAGCAAUUAAUGGGCAUAUCAGUCCCAGAUGGCUUUUAGAUUAACGCAGGCCUAAAAGGCUGUGCCUAACAGAGCCCACCCUACCCCCUUACUCCGAUCCUGAUUGGCUCUGCCGCAUUCACAUCAAACAAACAACUCCACUCCCCUCCACUGGUUAGACCCCUGCAAAAGAAAAGUGGCCAGACCCUUCCCGCUCAGGCACCGACUGACUGGUGUUUGGGGGGCGGUAGGGCCUGCGCUGAGCUGAGCUGAGCUGAGCUGAGGGUUGGAUUGGAUUGGCUGUCUCGUCUGCGUCUGCGUUGGCUGGGGAGUGAGAUGCGGAUAGGAGGAUGUCGGGGGACUGGGAUGAAGACCUGUGCAAGAAGGCGUUCAUGCUCGUGGAGGAACUGUGCUUCAAGUCCCCCGAGGGCCGGAGCCAGAGCGAACACUGCCAGGAGUUCAGCUACAUCAUGAGGGGCGGCAGCAGGCCGCAGGAUUCAGAGAUCUCAGUGAGCCUCCUCUCAGUCAUCGUGACCUUCUGCGGCAUUGUCCUGCUCUCCGUCUCGCUGUUUGUUUCCUGGAAGCUCUGCUGGUUGCCAUGGCGCGACAAUGGGGGCCUGAGUGACGGCGGGCCUGUUGCCGGGCGGCGGCGGGGCGGGCGGGUUGGGCUGCGGCGGGGGCUCCUCCCUGCUCCCCCCUCUGCUGCAGAGGAAGGACACGCACUCGUCCUCCUCACUCUACCCGUCCCUGUCGCAACCGCCCCAGCACCACCCGCACUUCUCCGACCUGGUGGGGGUGGAGAGCGGCGGGGGGCUGGUGGUGGGGGGGGUGGUGGGGGGCCACAGGAGACCCAGGAGCAUUCCUACCUGGACAUGGACUCCUACCCCAACAACGCUGGGAGUCUGAAGUUGAACACCACGUCUCCAGAGUUGCCCCCCACAUCUGAAGGCGCCCAGCCUCCCAAGGAGCUGCCCAAUGCCCACUCUCAGCAGCAGGUCACCACCAGGCCCAAGCCCAUGACUCACCAGCUCUCCAGCCCCGACUUCCACGGCGAGGACAAGAGCGACCAGGUGACCAGCAUCGGCCAGAUCAAACCGGAACUCUACCGGCUGCGCCAGGGCGACCAAGGGGAUGGCAAACCGGGGGACACCUGCGGCAAGAUUAGCUUCCUCCUUCGCUACGCCUUCAACACGGAGCAGCUUGUGGUGAAAAUCCUGAAAGCUUUGGAUCUGCCAGCGAAGGACGCCAACGGCUUCUCUGACCCCUACGUCAAGAUCUACCUGCUGCCAGACAGGAAGAAGAAAUUCCAGACCAAGGUCCACAGAAAGACCCUGAAUCCUGUCUUUAAUGAGACAUUCCAGUUCGGGGUGCCGCUGGCCGAGCUGCACGCGCGGAAGCUGCACUUCUCCGUCUACGACUUUGACCGCUUCUCCCGCCACGACCUCAUCGGCCAGGUCGUCGUGGACAACCUGCUGGACUUCAGUGAGGGCAGUGGGGACAAGCCCAUCUGGAGGGACAUUGUGGAGGGGGCAGCGGAGAAAGCGGACCUGGGCGAGCUGAACUUCUCACUGUGCUACCUGCCGACUGCCGGCAGGCUCACUGCCACCAUCAUUAAAGCCACCAACCUCAAAGCCAUGGACCUCACCGGCUUCUCGGACCCUUACGUGAAGGCCUCGCUGAUUUGCGAUGGGCGUAGGCUGAAAAAGAGGAAGACCUCCAUUAAGAAGAACACGCUGAACCCAACCUACAAUGAGGCGCUGGUCUUUGACAUUCCAAACGAAAACAUAGAGAAUGUUAACGUGAUCAUUGCAGUUAUGGAUUAUGACUGUAUCGGGCAUAAUGAGGUCAUCGGGAUGUGUCGCGUAGGCAGCGACGCAGAAGGACCUGGAAGAGAACACUGGACGGCCAUGUUGGCGAACCCCCGCAAACCCAUUGACCAAUGGUACCAGUUGGUUGAGGAGAAGGCCAUGACCACAUUUGUGUCAAAGAGUGCCACAGCUUCCCCUAAGCCUCACAUUGUGGUGGAUAGCCCUCACUCUGAAUAGUCCUGUCAGCAUUAUCUCUCAAGAUUCCAGACUUUCAUUCUUUCUCUCAUCAUCUGUGAAUAGUUCUCUCCAUCAAAGGAAGAAAGAAAGAAGGAAGGAGGAGAGGCGCUAGUGCUGUGCUAGUGCUGUUCAGAUGCUAAUGGCGAAGCCUGUGAGACAGACACACCACCAUGCAGAGAUGUCACCAUGUUAACUGGACACUAAAGGCUCUCUCUCAAUCACAUACAUAUUGUACACACACGCACACACACACACACACACACGCACACGCACACGCACACGCA